AGAAUCAUGGAUUUACCAAGAAAUCUGUACAGUCUGAGUUGCCUCGUCUUUUAUUUCACUGCAGUGUUAUGUGUUGAACCCCAUCCCCACAUAAAAGGUAAUGUUCAGGAUCUUCUGAAAUUAAUUGCCUGGAACUGGCAGCACCUGAACACAUCAGUCAAAGUGAAUUCGCCAGUCUCUGUGGAUAUUUCUCUCUUGUCCCACUACAGACUUACUGGGAAACAUUUCAACAAAUAUCAGAGCCUGCAGAGAGAUUGUGCAGCCAUUCUGAAAUCUAUCCCCCACACGAAAGGAAAAGAUGGUGUCUACACUAUAUAUCCUGAUCACGAUAUGAAGAAAAAGAAGCUGGUGUACUGUGACAUGACUACAGACGGAGGAGGCUGGACAGUUGUCCAGAGAAGAAUUGACGGAUCUGUUGAUUUCUAUAGAUCAUGGAAGUCUUAUAAAAACGGGUUUGGCAAAGUUAAGGGAGAAUACUGGUUAGGUAAUGAAGUUAUUCAUUUACUUACCACAAGAGCAAAACAAGAACUUAGAGUGGACCUUCAGAACUUUUCAGGCAAAAAAGCUUUUGCCAAAUAUUCGUCAUUUUCCAUUGGAAGCGAGUCACAGAAAUACAAGUUGAAAAUUAAUGGGUACAGCGGCACUGCAGGAGACAGUUUAGAAUAUCACAAUGGGAGAAAUUUUUCUACGAAAGACCAAGAUAACGAUUCGCAUAGUAAAUCUUGUGCCGUAUUCCGGAAAGCGGCUUGGUGGUUUGGAGACUGUGAUAACUCCGACCUGAACGGACCAUACCACAAAUCCGCUGUCAGUGAUUGGGCAUGUGUUUUGUGGUACAAAUUUGGCAACGCUCAUCGUUCCAUGAAGUUUGCAAGAAUGAUGAUUAGACAAAAAAGUUAAAAAAGGCCAUCAUAAUUGAAUAAAAAUCUUUCUGAAUU
This is a messenger RNA of Saccostrea cuccullata (small rock oyster), 935 nucleotides long. RefSeq names its product ryncolin-1-like. The transcript is spliced from 6 exons. Bases 7 to 897 code for a protein of 296 amino acids. The record is from RefSeq and is a predicted model, not a curated record. Lineage: Eukaryota; Metazoa; Mollusca; Bivalvia; Ostreida; Ostreidae.